AAUUCUAAUGCUUGUUUUUCUUGGAUAUUUAAAAUUGGAUUCUUUUAGUGAUAAGGGGUAGUACGCUAUUUUGAGAGAUUACUUACUGAGUAAGAAAGACUUGAGGUUUUUUGUUUUUUUCUUUGUUUUUGAUUUUGUUUUUACUUGCUUGAGGUAUAUGAUGAAGUAAGAGGCGGUUUGGAUACUUGGAAUUUGACUUGAAGUUAUUUUUCCCUUGGUAAUGGGCAUGGUUUAGAUUUUCUACUUUUCGCCCCCUCCACUGCCAACCAAUACCAGUACCUUGUUGAAACUGGUAUUAACCAGACUUGAUCCUACUUGGAUUUUGCUUUUCCUUUGAGGGAAUGGAUUGUUAAUACUUCCAUGUGUAGAUUUGGGGAAAAUUUGGGGGGUAUAAGCUUCUGGUCUGUUUGGUUAACAUGGCUGUUCAUGGUACUAGAUUCUGGAAUUUGCCUUAAGAUUCAUGUUUGAAGUAAUUCUGUUUUAUGGUUCUUUGCUUUCAUAUUUAUAACAUUUACAAAGCUCUUCAAUGGGUUAAAGAAUUUUGUGAAAAUAGAACUAAGAAAAAUUGUCAGUUGGUGUAAUAAAAACCAGUUGGCUUUGAUUUUUUGCUCUUAUGGAACUGGACACUAGGGAGGCGCUCUUGAGUUGUAAAAGUUAGUUACCCCUUUUAUUACUUGUGGUGUGGGAAAAGAUUUAAAAUUUUUCUUAUUUGUAGAAUUUUGACAUUAUUACACAAAGCUUAGAUAUUAGGAGAUUAAGCUUUUGCAUUUAUUUAUAAAUCAUGUUUCUUGGGGUGGGGGUUAAUUUUUUUAAACAAGAUUAACUAUUAUUUAAUCAAUGGCUCAGUCUAAGAACUGCCCCUCUUUCAAAAUGGCUUGAUAAAGCACCACUUCCUGUCCAGAGAGGAAGUAAUUUUAGCUCAAGGACUGAAAUAUUUAGCAGAUCUUUAAACAAAAGGAACAAAUUACAUUUUUGUCUGGCUUGAAAAGGGUGCUUGAACCAGAGGGGGUUAAGAUGCCCUCCCUCCUCCCUGUGGGGGUGAUUUGAAGAAGCCAUAGGGUGUGUAUGGGUGUGUGUGUGUGGGGUCCUUAGGCUCCCUUCUUAGAUGGAGGCUUGCUUUUUUUUUUUUUUUUUUUUUUUUUUUUAGUAGGAAUGAAGGGGUGGGUCUAUGGUACAUCACCUGAGUUGUGGGGUAAAUGUAGAGAGUGUCAAUCAAAGGCAGAGCUCUCAGAGCUGGGAAGGAGGCUCUAGAUGGCGGCUGUGCCUUAGAGAGCGCGCUCAGCUCAGCUCCCUGCCUUCUCCACACUUUACGCAACUUUCUCUAACUUUCGGGCAGCCUCAGGGGGCCCCCGCAGCCCCCUUCUUUUCCUGGUGACCUGGUGGGGUAGAUUCGAGCCAUUUUUACGGAGAAAAGCAGCUUUUAGGGGGUCUUUUUUCGUGCCUUGUUGGAAAGAAGAAGCCCGUACUGAGAGCCAGGUCGUUGUUUUUUCCAGCUUAGAAGCCAUGGCGCACCUCCAUUUUUGUGCGCUCUCCUAAUGAGCUUUUUCCCCCGGACCUUUUUUGUAUUAAUUAUCGCUUAUUUUUUUUAAACAGUAAACCUUUUUGGAUAGUUUUUAUUUAUUUUUUGUUCUUAAGAGGACAUUUAACGUUUAUUUUUUAAUUAUUCGGGAAUCUAAUGUUUUUCUACUACUAGAUACUCUCGGUUUGGACCUGCUACAUGGAUCAGUAAAUACCUGAGCACAAGACUUCAAAGCAAACACAGAUUCACCUCCCCCCUUUUAAUAUUUAAGAAUUAAAAGAUGAUGAGAAAUAAGGACAAAAGCCAAGAAGAGGACGGUUCAGUACACAGCAAUGCAUCGAGUCAUUCAGCAUCUGAAGAAGCAUCAGGCUCAGACUCAGCUAGCCAGUCUGAAAGUGAACAGGGCAGUGAGCCAGGCAGUGGGCAUGGCAGCGAAUCAAACAGCAGUUCCGAAUCUUCAGAGAGUCAGACUGAGUCCGAAAGCGAAUCAGCAGGUUCCAAAUCCCAGCAAACCCCACCGGAAGCCAAAGAAAAGCCAGCCUCUAAGAAGGAACGUAUAGCUGAUGUUAAAAAGAUGUGGGAAGAGUAUCCUGAUGUGUAUGGCGUUAGGAGGUCAAAUCGAAGCCGACAGGAACCAUCUAGAUUUAAUAUUAAAGAAGAGGCAAGUAGUGGUUCUGAAUGUGGGAGCCCAAAAAGAAGAGGCCAGAGGAUACUGAAAAAACAAGAAAAAUGGAAAAAGGAGGCUUCUGAGGAAGAGGAUGAGGAAGAUGAACAAGAGCAAGGUACUAGUGCGGAGAGUGAACCAGAACAAAAAAAAGUGAAAGCCAGACGCCCUGUCUUAAGGAGAGCAGUGCCUAAAACCAGUGUUAAAAAGCAACAUAAACCACAGCGUGGAAAAAGAAGAAAGAAACAAGAUUCUUCUGAUGAUGACGAUGACGAUGAUGAUGACGAGACUCCAAAAAGGCAAACUCGUCGCAGAGCUGCCAAGAAUGUCAGUUAUAAAGAAGAUGAUGAUUUUGAAACUGACUCAGAUGAUCUCAUUGAAAUGACUGGAGAAGGAGUUGAAGAACAACAUGAUAAUAGUGAGACAAUUGAAAAGGUCAUGGAUGCAAGAUUUGGGAAAAAAGGUGCCACCGGAGCUUCCACUACUGUUUAUGCAACUGAAGCUAAUGGCAACCCUAGUGCUGACUUUGACCCUGAAAAGGACGAGGGAGAAGUUCAAUACCUGAUUAAAUGGAAGGGCUGGUCCUAUAUCCACAGCACAUGGGAGAGUGAAGAAUCCCUACAGCAACAGAAAGUGAAGGGGAUGAAAAAACUGGAAAACUUUAAGAAAAAAGAGGAUGAAAUCAAACAAUGGUUAGGGAAAGUUUCACCAGAAGAUGUGGAGUACUUUAAUUGCCAACAAGAGUUAGCCUCUGAGCUAAAUAAACAGUAUCAAAUAGUGGAGAGAGUGAUAGCUGUGAAGACCAGUAAGUCAACAUCUGGUCAUACAGAAUUUCCAGCUCACAGUCGGAAAUCAUCAUCAAAUGAACCUGAAUAUCUAUGCAAAUGGAUGGGAUUGCCAUAUGCAGAAUGUAGUUGGGAAGAUGAAGCUCUGAUUGGGAAGAAAUUCCGAAACUGUAUUGACAGCUUCCACAAUAGGAACAACUCAAAAACCAUCCCCACAAGAGACUGCAAGGUCCUGAAGCAGAGACCGAGGUUUGUUGCUUUAAAAAAACAACCAGCCUACAUAGGUGGAGAGAACCUGGAGCUCCGAGAUUAUCAGUUAGAAGGCCUUAAUUGGCUUGCUCACUCCUGGUGCAAGAGUAACAGUGUGAUUCUUGCUGAUGAAAUGGGCCUAGGAAAAACCAUCCAGACCAUAUCAUUCCUCUCCUAUUUGUUCCAUCAACACCAGCUGUAUGGCCCCUUUCUUGUAGUGGUACCUUUAUCUACUCUCACUUCAUGGCAGAGGGAAUUUGAAGUAUGGGCACCAGAGAUUAAUGUAGUGGUUUACAUCGGAGACCUGAUGAGCAGAAAUACGAUACGGGAAUAUGAAUGGAUCCAUUCUCAAACCAAGAGGCUAAAGUUUAAUGCACUCAUAACAACAUAUGAGAUCCUCCUAAAAGAUAAGACUGUGCUGGGCAGUAUUAACUGGGCCUUUCUGGGAGUGGAUGAAGCCCAUCGGUUGAAGAAUGAUGACUCUUUAUUGUAUAAAACUCUGAUUGAUUUCAAGUCCAACCAUAGGCUCCUGAUUACUGGGACCCCUCUUCAGAAUUCCCUCAAAGAGCUCUGGUCCUUGCUGCACUUUAUUAUGCCAGAGAAGUUUGAGUUCUGGGAAGAUUUUGAAGAUGACCAUGGAAAGGGGAGAGAGAAUGGUUACCAGAGUCUUCAUAAGGUUCUAGAGCCUUUCCUUCUUCGAAGAGUGAAAAAGGAUGUAGAAAAAUCCCUUCCAGCCAAAGUGGAACAGAUUCUCAGGGUGGAGAUGUCUGUACUUCAGAAGCAGUAUUAUAAGUGGAUUUUGACCAGGAAUUACAAGGCCCUCUCCAAAGGGACAAGAGGCAGCACAUCUGGCUUCCUUAAUAUUGUGAUGGAACUGAAAAAAUGCUGUAACCACUGCUACCUGAUUAAGCCUCCUGAAGAGAACGAACGUGAAAAUGGGCAGGAGAUUUUGCUGUCCCUGAUCAGGAGCAGUGGGAAGCUGAUCCUUUUAGACAAACUAUUAACAAGACUUCGAGAGAGGGGGAACAGAGUUCUGAUCUUCUCCCAGAUGGUGAGGAUGCUGGAUAUCCUGGCUGAAUACCUGACUAUUAAGCAUUAUCCUUUCCAGCGUCUGGAUGGUUCAAUUAAGGGAGAAAUCCGAAAGCAGGCACUGGACCACUUCAAUGCAGAUGGAUCUGAGGACUUCUGCUUUCUGCUCUCUACACGGGCGGGUGGCCUAGGAAUUAACUUGGCUUCAGCGGAUACUGUGGUCAUCUUCGACUCUGACUGGAACCCCCAGAAUGACUUACAAGCCCAAGCCCGAGCACAUCGGAUUGGACAGAAGAAGCAGGUGAACAUUUACCGCUUGGUUACAAAGGGGACAGUAGAGGAAGAGAUCAUUGAACGAGCCAAAAAGAAGAUGGUACUGGAUCAUUUAGUGAUCCAGCGUAUGGAUACCACAGGCCGUACUGUCUUGGAUAACAACUCGGGCAGGUCGAAUUCUAAUCCUUUCAACAAAGAAGAGCUCACAGCUAUUUUGAAAUUUGGAGCAGAAGAUCUCUUCAAAGAACUAGAAGGGGAGGAGUCAGAGCCUCAGGAAAUGGACAUAGAUGAAAUUUUACGAUUGGCUGAAACCAGAGAGAAUGAAGUGUCGACAAGUGCAACCGAUGAGCUUCUAUCGCAGUUCAAGGUGGCCAAUUUUGCAACCAUGGAAGAUGAGGAAACUGAAUUGGAAGAACGAUCACAUAAGGACUGGGAUGAGAUCAUUCCAGAGGAUCAGAGGAAGAAAGUAGAGGAGGAGGAACGACAGAAAGAAUUAGAAGAAAUUUAUAUGCUGCCCCGAAUUCGGAGCUCUGCAAAAAAGGCUCAGGCUAAUGAUAGUGACUCAGAUGUUGAGUCCAAAAGAAGGGCCCAGAGGUCUUCUGGUUCAGAGAGUGAGACAGAUGACACUGAUGAUGACAAGAGGCCAAAGCGCAGAGGACGUCCUCGGAGUGUCAGAAAAGACCUUGUAGAGGGAUUUACAGAUGCUGAGAUUCGAAGGUUCAUCAAAGCAUAUAAGAAAUUCGGGCUUCCUCUUGAACGUCUAGAGUGCAUUGCUCGGGAUGCUGAGCUGGUAGAUAAGUCUGUAGCAGAUCUGAAGCGAUUGGGUGAAUUGAUUCACAACAGCUGUGUGUCAGCAAUGCAAGAAUAUGAGGAACAACUGAAAGAAAAUGCCAGCGAAGGGAAAGGACCAGGGAAAAGAAGGGGCCCUACUAUCAAGAUUUCUGGGGUUCAAGUCAAUGUUAAAUCUAUUAUUCAGCAUGAAGAAGAGUUUGAGAUGUUACACAAAUCUAUUCCUAUGGACCCUGAGGAAAAAAAAAAAUACUGCUUAACCUGCCGUGUCAAAGCUGCACAUUUUGAUGUAGAUUGGGGAGUGGAGGAUGAUUCUCGUUUGCUGUUGGGCAUUUAUGAACAUGGCUAUGGCAACUGGGAGUUAAUUAAAACAGAUCCAGAGCUUAAAUUAACUGACAAAAUAUUACCUGUUGAGACAGAUAAAAAACCUCAGGGAAAGCAGCUGCAAACUCGAGCUGACUAUCUGUUAAAGCUGCUGAAGAAAGACUUAGACAAAAAGGAGUUGGUUAAAGAGGGUGAAGAGACCAAAUUAAAGAAGCGAAAGCCCCGUGUGAAGAAGGAAAACAAGGCUCCUAGAGUGAAAGAUGAGCAUGGAAAUGAAUUCUCAUCCCCUAGGCAUUCAGACAAUCCAUCAGAAGAGGGGGAAGUCAAGGAUGAUGGCUUGGAAAAAAGCCCCAUGAAAAAGAAGCAAAAGAAAAAAGAAAACAAGGAGAACAAGGAGAAACAGAUGGGUUCUAAGAAAGAAAAGGAAGGAGAUAAGGAAAGAAAAAAGUCAAAGGAUAAGAAAGAAAAGCCUAAAGCAGGUGAUGCCAAAGCUGGAAGUAAAUCAAAAAGAGCUCAAGGCCCUGUCCAUAUCACUGCAGGAAGUGAACCAAUCCCCAUUGGAGAAGAUGAAGAUGAUGAACUAGACCAGGAAACAUUCAGCAUAUGCAAAGAGAGGAUGAGGCCAGUGAAAAAGGCUUUGAAGCAGCUGGAUAAACCAGACAAGGGACUCACUGUGCAGGAACAGCUAGAGCACACCCGAAACUGCCUCCUGAAGAUUGGGGACCGAAUAUCAGAGUGCCUUAAAGCCUACUCUGAUCAGGAGCACAUCAAACUGUGGAGGAGGUACCGAGGAGACUGGCAAAGAGAGAGGAAGUUCAAUUAUGGUGGCAACAGCAACCAACUCUGGGGUGGAGAUCGGCAUCACCAGUAUGAACAGCACUGGUAUAAGGAUCACCACUAUGGGGACCGGCGCUCUCAUGGUGAACCCCAUCGUUCUGCGAAUUAUCGUCCAAACAACCUGUCACGCAAGAGGCCAUAUGACCCAUACAGCAGUGACCGAGACCAUCGGGGACACAGAGAUUAUUAUGACAGACAUCAUCAUGAUUCAAAACGACGAAGAUCUGAUGAGUUCAGGCCUCAAAAUUACCACCAGCAAGAUUUCCGGAGAAUGUCUGAUCAUCGUCCCCCUAUGGGUUACCAUGGCCAGGGUCCCUCAGAUCAUUAUCGAUCUUUCCACACAGACAAAUCGGGAGACUACAAACAGCCACUACCCCCUCCACACCCUGCAGUCACAGACCCUCGAUCACCACCAUCUCAGAAAUCUCCCCAUGAUUCAAAGUCACCUCUGGAUCACAGGUCUCCCUUGGAUAGGUCACUAGAACAAAAAAACAACCCAGAUUAUAACUGGAAUGUUCGGAAAACAUAAAUCAAAGGUCAAAGCGGAGGAGAACAAGAGUGAGCAAGCAUCUGAUGAUUUUUGGUCUGAUCCAAAAGAUAACCAGUUAUCAAAAUGAGUAACUGGAGACUCUGAACAUGCUGCUGCUGCCACUUCACUGGCUGAAGGAGGACUUCAGGGAGUGGGGAGGACUUUAGUUCUGGUGGAGAUUUGAUUUUGGUUACUACCUUUACACUCCUGCUAUAGUUUCCAUUUUCAUUCUAUCCUCCCGUGCUGCCAGAAGGAAAGAGGUGUCAUUUUAUCUGUGGGCUUUUGUGGGGUUAUUACACCCCCAUUGAAGGAAGAACAAGAAUUGAUUGGAUUUGUAACCUGUUUUGUUUUGUUUUGUUUUUUUGGUUAUUGUUUUUUACAACUAGGUGCAGUAUUUCCUUACUCUGAUUUGGUCAGGGGAGGGAAUGAACGAUUGCUGCUUAGGAAUUAAUGAACAGUGCUUGAUUUGAUUCACUAUUAUAUGAUGGAUGCUGCUGAUGGGGGGGGGAAGUCUGAUUUCAUUCUGGCAUGAUAGUAUUUGAAGGUGAGCAGGUGAGCCCUUCAAAUGACUAAAUGAGCUCUCAGCAUGUCUUUAGAAGAAAUGUAGGAGCAAUAGACUUAGGUGUGGCCCACCCAGGAAGGGAGGGUAAGAGCUGAGGGUAGUGGCACUGGUGCAGCUGUCUCUAUCCAGUCUACACUAAUUUUCCCACAUUGUCUUUGUACAUUUCAAAGGUUUGGUUUUCUGUAGUCCUAUUGUUUACCUCCAGAAUGAGGAAAACUGGCUACUAUGGCUGAACUUCAGUACUGUGACAUUGGAAUUAACUUGGAUUUUAUUUUUUGAGGGGGGAGGAGGGAGGUAAAGGAGGGAAGGACAAGGACAGAAAUCUUGAAUCCCUAAUGAGGUGUCUGAUUCACCCAGUAAAAAGGCUCAUUAAACAUUUGGUGCUAGCUAGCAUAUGAUACUGGGCUGUAGAUUCUGAAUGGGCUUCACAUUGUGUGGGGCAUUUAGUAGUGCUAGCAAAUGAAAGGGGCUUUCAGUAUUUUAACAAUUUAACAUCUGUAGAUUUUUAUUCCUUUUACACAAAUUAAAAGAGGUAGAACUCAUAAAGAAUCAUAUCUGCUGAUAAACAGCUGGUCAGGUAAAAAAAGGAUUAGCUGCAGUGAGUAGGCUGUCAGAUGGCUGGCUUGAGGUCAUUGCAGUUUGAGUUUUAGUUGCAUUCAGGAUAAGAGCAGACAAUACCCAAGGGGAUUUAUAGCUAAUAAAGGAGGCGUGGGGGGGGGGGGAACCAAAUGAGUUUAAUUGAGAAGGUUAAUUGAAUCAGAAUAGUUCGGGGAGGGGAAGGUUGGUGUGGUGGAGGGACAAAAUUGUAUGCCCACCUCGGAAAGGCUGGGGCUAUCAUUUUUAUUCAUUUUAAGCCCUAGUUCAUCAGUAUUCUUAAAUAUGCUAGUGUCCAAAGUCAUAACUAGAUGAAGAGAGGAUAUUUGACUAGAAUACGCAAUGAAACUUGGUAAUAAAUUCAAGCCUACCAGGUGUAAAGAACCAGGAUCAGAAGUGGUACACAUAAGUAUGAUUAUUUGGGCUCCCAUUCUAUUGGGAUACCCCAGGAGUUUAAGUUCCUGGAAAUGCCUUGUGGAUCUUGUUAAGAAAAUAUCAUCACUUAUUUGCCAUGCGUAUGGGCAAUUCUAUUAAAGACACUCCCAAGAAAUGCCUCUAUUGUCUAAUGCCACUUAAGCAGAAAUGGUUUCGUGGUCCAUUGCUCCGUGCUGAGCAUAUCAUGGAAACAGCCAGUGAUCCAGGUCAUCGUGGGAGACGCAGAAAAUUCCGAAGCUUACGCGUUUGGCUAUGCAGCAGUUUUUGGUGGGCACUUUUUCUUUUUAAAAAAAUUUUUUUUUUACCCCAUGGUGCUUUUGGUUCUUCAGCCUGGACUUUCACAAUGGAAGCAUUGAAGCCAAGCACCCAAACGUGUCAUAUUGCACAUAUCAGAAAUAAUCCUAUCAAGGAUUUAGAGCAAAUAUAACUGAGGAAAUUGGGAAAUAUUCUGUCCCUUUAUCAGCCACAAAGUGCUGUGGAAACAAAAAACUUUACCUUUGCUAAUAGUUUUGGCGCCAUCCAAGUUUGUCUUAUCCAAGGCAAACCAGAAAGUGUUAAGAAAGCUCCUUUUAAUCUCAGCUGAUAGAAUGGUGGGCUGGUGAGGGAUUGAGGUAUAUUUUUCCCUUUGGGAAUUCAGAUUAUGGCUUUUCCUACAGCUUUCAGUAGUCUUUAAUGAAGGUAUGGGUGGAUGGUUGGAGAUACCUUUUGAUAUUCAUCAAUAUUUGAUUUCAUCGAACUAGUUAGGCAAGGGAUGUUAUGCACAAAAAUGUCUCAUCAUGAGGGAAAAAACAACUUCACAUUGUUCACAUUCAUAAAAUGUUUUUGUCAAGACUUUUAGUGCCAUAAGAUGUAGCAAAAGGCAAUACUGGCCAGAUCAGUGUUAAAUUGAUUGUGUAACUACAGUAUCCCAAAUACAUUUAUACACGUUUGGCAUCUGAGCUAUGUCUAAGAGGGGGUAAGGAGAAAGGUGUUUCCUUCUUCAAAAUCAAAAUCAUUGUGACAAAAUGGUAUAUUUAAAGAAAACAAAAAGAAAUAAUGCAUGGAUGGAAGUUAUGUCUCUGUUUGGAGAAAAGAGGAAUUGCCAUGGGAACCUCAGGAGUUUUCAGGACCCCAGAUUGGAGAGAUGUGUUUAGAGAUUUUUUUGGCAGUGAUGCUACAGAGAAAGAAAGGUAACAUCACACCCAUUAAAAACAGUACCUGAAUGUAAACAAAAACACCAAUAGCUGAAAUGAUAUAGCCUUCAGUGGUAAUGUAAAACCAAAAAGUGAACUUUUAAAGCAUUCAGUUAAAGUCCAAAGGGGAUACAGCUGAGCACUCUGUGAGGAUUGAUGGCAAUGUCUUUUCCUGCUUUUCCUUCCUUCUACCUUCCAUAGCUACACCCUACCCUCUAGUCAGUCAUUCCUUAAGCCUUUUUAAUGGGAAAAGUGAAAACUUCUCACCUCUUGCUGCAUUUUAAAGUUAAGUACAUUCUAGCCUGAUGUCUGAAAAUUUUCAUCAGGAAGUGUGGUGCAAACCUGAUUCAGUUAUGAAUUUACACUUAUAACCCGAAAAUUCUACAGACCAAAACUUAUGGUCAACAAGAAUUGUUGAUCCAGUGCCCAGUACAUGUGGAGCUUCUGACUGAGAUCUUGCUGUGAUCGAGGUAGGAGAUCCGUGCCAACGAUCCAGACGGCUGUAGUCCAUUUGCCCCCAGUAGUGUGGGGACAGACAGUUUCUCUUUCUUGUAAAAUUGUGGACUUUUAAGACCUGUUAAUUAAAACAGUAAUUAAUAUUAAUUUAUAUUUGUGAAAAAAAUGCCACUGUCCUAGUGAUUUCUGAUGUAAAUAUGUUGUUUAUAUAGUAUGUAUUAAAUUUUCCUACAUUGUAAAA
Messenger RNA from Vombatus ursinus (common wombat), 10458 nucleotides. RefSeq names its product chromodomain helicase DNA binding protein 2 (gene CHD2). Gene Ontology annotation, biological process: nucleosome organization; regulation of transcription by RNA polymerase II. Bases 1800 to 6998 code for a protein of 1732 amino acids. Gene Ontology annotation, cellular component: nucleus; chromatin. The transcript has 37 exons. The record is from RefSeq and is a predicted model, not a curated record. NCBI's taxonomy places the organism in Eukaryota, Metazoa, Chordata, Mammalia, Diprotodontia, Vombatidae. Gene Ontology annotation, molecular function: ATP hydrolysis activity; ATP-dependent chromatin remodeler activity; chromatin binding.